CUUCGUCAUGGUUGCACUGCAAAUAAUCUGUGAGCAGAAAGAGCUCCUGGCGGGUUGUGGAGGUCUUCUUUAAGGACAGUGAAGUUGAUCUGAUGGCACAGGAUCAGCGUUCUGGCAAGAGGAGACGCAGGGGUCACUCCGGGCCUCCGUCCUCCAUGCCUGCUCCCCCAGGCUUCACUCCACUCAAGCAGGAUGAGCCCAUGAACCCUCUGCGUAUCUCUGUCGGAGGCCUCCCUAUGUUGGCGUCCAUGGCCAACCCCACUGACCCUCGUUUCCGCCUCAAAUGGAAGCCCAUCGUGACGGUGGCCUUCUUCAUGGCGCUGCUUCUGCUGCUCUUCAUGCACAUGACCUCGGGCUUGCGCUCCCGCUCCUACGACUCACACGGCUGGAGUGUCUCUCUCAGUGACACUCAGCAGCCUGAAUUCCGUUACAAUGACACCUACCCGCUCAGUUCCCCUGAGCGCACGCCGCAGGGCACCCGCUACCGCAUAGGAGUCAUUGCCGACCUGGACACAAGCUCCCGUAGUGACAAGAAGCUGACGUGGUUCAGCUACAUGCGGCGGGGUCAUCUGUUGGUGUCCCAUAAAGGUGACAAGGUGGCAGUGGAGUGGGAUGCGGACAGGGUGCUGCUGGAGAGCCACCUGUCGGAGAAGGGGAGGGGCAUGGAGCUGUCUGAGCUGGUGGUGUUCAACGGGAAGCUCUACAGCGUCGAUGACAGGACGGGCGUUGUCUACCACAUUGAUGGUAACAAGAUUGUGCCCUGGGUCAUCUUACCUGACGGCGACGGCAGCGUUGCCAAAGGGUUCAAAGCCGAGUGGCUGGCGGUGAAGGACAAACACCUGUACGUCGGCGGUCUGGGGAAAGAGUGGACCACCACCGCGGGCGAGUUCGUCAACAACAACCCAGAGUGGGUGAAAGUAGUGGGCUUCAGAGGCGACGUACAACAUGAGAACUGGGUUCCCGUGUACAAAUCUCUCAAGGUGGCUGCAAGGAUAGAGCCUCCAGGAUAUCUCAUCCAUGAGUCAGCAGUGUGGAGCGACACCUUGCAGCGCUUUUUCCUCCCUCGCCGUGCCAGCAAGGAGCGCUAUGAGGAGACGGCGGACGAGCGUCGGGGCUCAAACCUCGCCCUCAGCUGCUCGUCGGAUUUCAGGGACAUCAUUGUAAGUCAAGUGGGUCCGCUCAACCCCACGCACGGAUUCUCCUCCUUCAAGUUUGUCCCAGAUACAAACGACCAGAUCAUUUUGGCUCUCAAGUCAGAGGAGGACGCAGGAAAGAUUGCAACGUACAUCAUGGCCUUCACGAUUGACGGACGCAUCCUGUUACCUGAAACCAAGAUUGGGGAUGUGAAGUAUGAGGGUUUGGAGUUCAUAUAAACUGAGAGACUCGCUCUUGAGGACACUGCACUGUUCCAUUUUGUUUACAAUACAAGUCGCUGUUGAAGUUGCUGCACUCGCUGCUUCCUCAUUGAGACACAAAUCCAACCCUUAAAGAAUCGUCUUCAGUACAAGUAGAAGAACAACAGGCUGGGACUGUAAAAUAAGGGUCCUGUUUUGAGUUUUGAGAACAUGCCAGUCAACACAAACAAUGCCAGUAUGUCCGUGGAUCGUCUCCUUCCCAGGACAAAUGUGGCCCUCUACAGCACUGUAGCCUUUCUUAUGAUGAAUGUACAAACAAUUGAUUGAUUUAUCAGACUGUGAUUUAUUUGCCUAAAGCAUACAUAAUCAUGCACAUACUGUACACUCUCAAAAGUUGUUGUUUUUCCUCCUUUGGUUCAUGUUAAAUCAUUCUGUACAAAACAAACAUGUUAUUUUCAUUUAAAUAACAAAGUUUUAUUAAAUGGACAUUUUGGUGAAA
Messenger RNA from Anoplopoma fimbria (sablefish), 1854 nucleotides. It is a transcript of the gene cant1a, whose product is annotated as calcium activated nucleotidase 1a. Lineage: Eukaryota; Metazoa; Chordata; Actinopteri; Perciformes; Anoplopomatidae. The record is from RefSeq and is a predicted model, not a curated record. Gene Ontology annotation, biological process: proteoglycan biosynthetic process. Gene Ontology annotation, molecular function: UDP phosphatase activity; calcium ion binding; GDP phosphatase activity.